Mytilinidion resinicola is the source of this 1080-nucleotide messenger RNA. RefSeq lists its product as uncharacterized. Lineage: Eukaryota; Fungi; Ascomycota; Dothideomycetes; Mytilinidiales; Mytilinidiaceae. The transcript has a single exon. The record is from RefSeq and is a predicted model, not a curated record. The coding region runs from base 337 to 927 and encodes 196 amino acids.
GAUUAACUAUCCGCCCAAAUAAACACCAAAAAACCGGGCACAGGAUCGUGGUGUGGCAGACAACCCAAUGGCUCCAUGCCGUUAUCGCACGUGUGUCAUGGGCUCAGUCAAUCAUUGGAAGCACUCGCCGUCCUUCAUCAGUCUCACCGGCACCCCCGGGCUCUCCAUCGUGGAAACACGGAUAAAGACGCGUAAUAGAGAUAUCGGCCUACUCUAUCAGCAAAUAAUUCAACAUGCGUAAAAAGAUGAAAACAUUCUACCUCCCUCAAAACAGGCGCCCCUAGGAACCCCAAAAUUCUGCACUGUGCUCCAGCAUAGCUACAGCCGUCGUUCAGCAUGCACAAAACCCCCACUGGAGACCACAUAUUCAGCUUCAGCCGCUUCAUCAACAACGCAGUUCCGAAUCUCGCGCUCGGCCCUCGCGCCGACGACCUCACCGUCCGUGAACAGGACCAGCUUUUCGAGCACCAGAUCUCGCUCCCCGACCCCUUAAAACUCGACUCGCUCGCCUUCUUCGUGGGCGGCAUCACAUCGCACGAAAGAGUAUCUACGCAAGUUCAUGCCGCUCUUAUCAAGAACGGGGUACUCUCAGCCCAAUCGGCAGCCAUCGACACUAAGGCCAUCACGCCGCAGUUUGCACAUCAGAUCUCGAUUAUUUCGAGCUUUGCGCAGAAGAAGCUGGUGAAUUUGUUGUUCUAUUGGGAAGAGGAACAGCAGCGGUGGCGGGUGCUGCUCGAAGAAGAGACAGAGAUUAAGGGCGUAAUUGAUGCCGAACGUGAGGAUGAUGGUGCUGUGGGGUCUUUGGAGAAAAGACUGAAAGAGCUUGAGGGGAUGAUUAGGCUCAAACCGAGUAUGAGGAGCAUAGAGGCCAGGCAGGCAGAGCAGCUGCCAGAUUAUGAGCAGGUACAGGGUCGUCGGAGGCUUUGAAAGAUAGUGGGAUUUGACGUAUUUUCGGGUCAACUGAAGCUCUGAGUGAUAGGACUGUGAUGAAGGCUUUCUUUAUUUGACAGAAUACUAGAUCAGGGAAUUUGAUGGUCUAUAUUGCAAUGCUCUUCAAUAGAAAUAAGAGUUAUAUUCAAC